Molecule: messenger RNA, 1359 nt
Organism: Penicillium pulvis
Lineage: Eukaryota; Fungi; Ascomycota; Eurotiomycetes; Eurotiales; Aspergillaceae
Gene: sun1
Product: SUN family protein UTH1
Exons: 2
Coding region: 1-1359 (452 amino acids)
Biological process (GO): fungal-type cell wall organization
Cellular component (GO): fungal-type cell wall; cell surface
Source: RefSeq, a predicted model, not a curated record
AUGAAGUUCAACUCCGUUGCGCUGUCCCUGGCCUCGGCGGGUUCCCUGGUGGCCGCCCACGGUCACCACGGCCACGCCCACUUCCACAAGCGUGCUGUCGAGACUGAGGUUGAGACUGCCGUUGCCACUGGCCCUGUCGCUUACCAGUUCGUUGUCAUGAAUGAGCAGACCGGUGAGCCCGAGAAGAUCAGCCUUGCGGCCGCUUGCGAGGGUCUCGCGGACCACGAGCUGGAGUGGCUCGGUGAUGCUGUUUCCGCAGCCUGCGCGACUAGCACCUCCGUCAGCACCUCCGCUCCCACUCCUACUUCGACCUCGACCUCGACUCCGACCCCCACCUCGACCUACACUCCCGAGGUGCUUGUCCAGACCUCCGCGGUCAUCUCUAGCUCGUCUUCCAGUUCGUCCUCCAGCUCUACUUCCAGCUUCAGCUCCAGCACCAGUAGCAUCGUGAUCUCCAGCUCUUCCAGCUCCUCCGCCGUUGCUGCUACCACCUCCAGCGCCAGCUCUGGUGCCACUGGAAUCACCGCUGAAUUCCCCGAUGGAGAGAUCGACUGCUCCGAGUUCCCCUCCGCUUACGGUGCCGUUGCUCUCGACUACCUCGGCAUCGGUGGUUGGUCCGGUAUCCAGUAUCUCACUCUUGUUGACGAGAUUAUCAGUGAUAUUGUCACCGCGGUUAGCGGCGACAGCUGCACUAGCGGAGCCGUGUGCUCCUACGCUUGCCCUGCCGGUUACCAAAAGAACCAGUGGCCAUCGACCCAAGGCUCCACCGGUCAGUCCAUUGGUGGUCUUAAGUGUACCAAUGGCAAGCUGUAUCUCACCAACACUGAGUUGGGCAAGACUCUUUGCAUCGAGGGUACUGGUGGUGUUCAGGUUCGCAACGAGCUGGGCGAGGAUGUUGCUAUUUGCCGUACCGACUACCCCGGUACUGAGUCCGAGACUAUCCCUCUGGCUGCCACCUCCGGUAAUACUCACGACCUGACCUGCCCCAACAGCGCUACCUACUUCAAGUGGGAGGGCAAGUCCACCUCUGCUCAGUACUACGUGAACAACAAGGGUGUUUCAACUGAGGAUGGUUGCCAGUGGGGCAGCAGCUCUGAGAACAUGGGCAACUGGGCCCCCAUGAACUUCGGUGUUGGCUACACUGAUGGCACCACUUACCUGUCUAUGUUCAAGAACGAGCCUACCACCGAUGCUGACCUUGACUUCAAGGUCAAGAUUGUUGGUGACAACCUGAGUGAUGAGUGCCGCUACGACGGUGCUGGAAACUUCUACAACAGCGAUGGCUUGAUCGACAGCUCCACCAACGGUUGCACUGUCGGCUUCUCCUCCGGCAGCGCCUACUACGUUCUGUACGAGUAA